Molecule: messenger RNA, 1257 nt
Organism: Solanum pennellii
Lineage: Eukaryota; Viridiplantae; Streptophyta; Magnoliopsida; Solanales; Solanaceae
Product: peroxidase 3-like
Exons: 4
Coding region: 67-1053 (328 amino acids)
Biological process (GO): hydrogen peroxide catabolic process; response to oxidative stress
Cellular component (GO): plant-type cell wall; plasmodesma
Molecular function (GO): heme binding; peroxidase activity
Source: RefSeq, a predicted model, not a curated record
AUGUGUGUGAGUACAAAAACACAUCAAAGAAAAACAGAAGUUUCUUUGAGACAAAGCAAAUAACAAAUGGCUUCAUUUAGCUAUUUGAUGAGUGUUUUGGUAUUAUGUGUAAUCAUAGGUUAUACAAAUGCACAAUUAGAGCUUAAUUUUUAUGCUAAAAGCUGUCCAAAAGCUGAGAAAAUUAUUAAAGAUUUUGUUCAGCAACAAGUUCCUAAGGCUCCAAAUACUGCAGCAGCCAUACUCAGAAUGCAUUUCCAUGAUUGCUUUGUCAGGGGUUGUGAUGGAUCUGUACUUCUCAAUUUCACUUCGACUAACGGAAAUCAAACUGAAAAACUAGCAAAUCCUAAUUUGACAUUGAGAGGUUUCUCAUUCAUUGAUGCUGUGAAGAGAUUAGUUGAAGCUGAAUGCCCCGGAGUUGUUUCUUGUGCUGAUAUUGUCGCGUUGGUUGCUAGAGAUGCAGUUGUGGCUACAGGAGGUCCUUUUUGGAAUGUGCCAACUGGUAGAAGAGAUGGAACGAUAUCAAAUGUGUCAGAAGCCAAUGCUGAUAUCCCAGCACCAACUAGUAACUUUACUAGACUACAACAAUCCUUCGCGAAGAAAGGUCUUGAUCUGAAUGACCUGGUCCUUCUAUCAGGUGCACAUACUAUUGGAGUGUCUCGUUGCUCUUCAUUUUCAGAGCGUCUAUACAAUUUCACCGGGGUUGUAGGUACGCAAGAUCCAUCUCUAGACAGUGAAUACGCGGAUAAUCUCAAGUCAAGAAAAUGCAGAUCAAUCAAUGACAAUACUACUAUAGUAGAAAUGGAUCCAGGUAGUUUCAAGACAUUUGAUCUUAGCUACUUCAAGCUUUUGCUCAAAAGGAGAGGUCUGUUCCAAUCCGAUGCAGCAUUGACAACACGCACGUCAACGAAAUCGUUUAUCGAGCAGCUUGUAGAUGGACCACUCAACGAAUUUUUCGAUGAAUUUGCUAAAUCGAUGGAGAAAAUGGGAAGAGUUGAAGUUAAGACAGGGAGUGCUGGUGAAAUCAGGAAGCAUUGUGCAUUUGUGAAUAAUUGAAAUUGAAGUUUUAAUUAAUGAUUUUGUGUUUUGUAUUUAUAGUUUAUGUGUACUGUUGAGUUAAUUGUUUGGUGUAAUAUGUAUCAUGUACUUUUUAUAUUUAUUUCAAUUGUAAUUUUGCAGUUUGUUGGUGUUUUGUAGCAAUAAAAGUGAUGUGAUGAAGAGCAUUUCCAUAAAUUGAAAAAAAAAGGGGAUCUUUUCCUA